AUGGCAACCUUGAAUCGUGCUGUCAGUAUAGUACAAAGUGAUAACAGCGAGGCUGGCAAAACGAAAGUGCACAGGUUGGAUGGCCAAUCGAUGGGAUUCAGAGGAACGGUGAUUACACAAAAAGGCCCCGGCCCGCCAUUUCAGUUGUCCAAAAGCCCAACACUUCAUCUGUUGGGGGCAAUGGCUAAAUUGACCAGCUCUGACCAGUCAUUCCCGUCAAAAUUUUGUAUUAAUCCCGGCUACAUGUCCCAGGUAUGGACCAGAUUUAUAGCCCAAAUAAUCACGGAGCGAAAAAAAGUUCCAGAUUUAGCAUCAACUACUCAGAAUACUAUUUACGAUGUCAAUUACCAAAGUGAACGAACAAUCGAGCAAGUUAUUCGCUGUCGACGCUGGCUCUCUCCAGUAGUUCACAUGUUUUAUUUGGCUCACCUUUUUGUCUUCUUUCCGGAUACGCAUCUACGAAUGCCCAUCUCGAGGCCCACCAACGUAAGUUACCCAAGGCUAACUGCAAAGCGAUGCAUCGAGAUAACCAAGUGGUACAGAAAAAAAAAAGGGCUCCCUCUCGACUCUUGGCUCCCAGCUAUUGAUGUUUUUUGGAAGUUCGAUCAGCAAUCAGUUCAUGUCAAAGCGUUCGCGUUUUCAUGA
Lachancea dasiensis is the source of this 645-nucleotide messenger RNA. The record is from the annotation of a GenBank genome assembly. NCBI's taxonomy places the organism in Eukaryota, Fungi, Ascomycota, Saccharomycetes, Saccharomycetales, Saccharomycetaceae.